CAAACGAAAUAGAAAAUACAAAACAUGAACUAGACUAGAGUGAAAUUAGAAAUCUAGGACUAAACGUGCCUACAUUAUUAUUUUUUUUUAAUUAGCAAAAACUUUUCAUAAACAUGGAUUUAACUAACGAUGGAACAGUUCUGAAUUGCAUUAGAUCUACUCCUGACUUGGAUUUAAGUUUUAAUUCUGACUUCAAUAGUUUUCUAGACCUAGAUUUAAGUUUGCCGGCAAGUGUUGCUGGUAUAAACACAAGCGACUUAGGCGCAGUCGUAGACAACAGUCACAACAUCAAUAGUAGACCUAAUAAUGUUCAUCGUUCAUUGCAACUCAAUAAUUUCGUCGCAGAUUAUGGAGUUACUAACUGCCCUAACUGUGCACAAAUCAAAGCGAUGUACGAGCGCCAAUACCAAGAUCACCGCUAUAAUACCCAACUACUUAAGAAGAGAAUCAUUUCAACUGAUAAGCUGCUGAGACGAUACAAGUUUAAACAAGAUGAGUGUGAACACCAGGCAAAGAUAAUACAGUUUUUGAAUACACAGAUUGAGAAAAUGAAUAGGGACGCUGACAUCUUAGCUUGCCAACUUCAAAGCUUGUUGGUUGAAGUUAAUCCUUUGAAAGAGGAAAAGGCAGCCUUAGAAGAGAAGCUGAAAACCAAAGCUUUUGAAAUGGAAAGACUUGUUGAUAGAAUAGAGUGCAAUGAGGCUUUGUUUAGACAAAGAAGAGCAGUGGAUGAGCUCAACAAGAAAUUGGAGGUAGAAUUGGGAAAUGUCAAAAGGAGUAACAGUAAACUAGUCACCAAGUUCAAUGCUCUAACCUCAAGCCACUAUGAUUUGAAACGGGUGAAGAAAAGUUUGUUGAGUCGAGUCAAUGUGAAUGAGAAAAGAUUGUCAGUAUGUGCUAAGUCCCUGGCAGAAGGACAGGACUUGGUCAGGAAGUAUUGGAGAAUAUUGAAAGAAAAUGGUUUGACAGGAGAUGACAGACCAAACAUCAUUCCAAAUGGCUAUCAGACCUUUUUAAAACAAGCGAUUGCUGGAAAACUCACUGAAACUGAGGAGACAGAAAAGAAUCACAACAAUUCAGGGCCGCAAGCUGAUUCUAAUGAUGACUUAGACAAUGACUCUUCUGAUGAGGAUGAAGAUGUAUCUAGCCCAGUGCACACACCAAAGCCUAGAAAUUCAAGCGCCAGUGAUAAAGAAGAAUCAAGUCCUGUACGCACACCAAAGCCACAAAAUUCAGGCUUCAGUGAUAAAGAUAAAUCAAGUCCUGUACACACACCAAAGCCAACUAAUUCAGGCUUCACGGACGAAGAUGAUUCUUCUGAUGAGGAUGAAGAUGUAUCUAGCCCAGUGCAAACACCAAAGCCAAAAAAUUUAGGGUUCAGUGAUAAAGAUAAAUCAAGUCCUGUACACACACCAAAGCCAACUAAUUCAGGCUUCACGGAUGAAGAUGAUUCUUCUGAUGAGGAUGAAGAUGUAUCUAGCCCAGUGCAAACACCAAAGCCAAAAAAUUUAGGGUUCAGUGAUAAAGAUAAAUCAAGUCCUGUACACACACCAAAGCCAACUAAUUCAGGCUUAACGGAUGAAGAUGAUUCUUCUGAGGAUGAAGAUGUAUCCAGCCCAGUGCACACACCAAAUCCUAAAAAUUCAGGCUUCAGUGAUAAAGAUAAAUCAAGUCCUGUACACACACCAAAGCCAACAAAUUUAGGCUUAACGGAUGAAGAUGAUUCUUCUGAUGAGGAUGAAGAUAUAUCUAGCCCAGUGCAAACACCAAAGCCAAGAAAUUCAAGUACCAGUGAUAAAGAAGAAUCAAUUCCUGUAUGCACACCAAAGCCGAAAAAUUCAGGUUUCAGUGAUAAAGAUAAAUCAAGUCCUGUACACACACCAAAGCCAACAAAUUCAGGCUUAACGGAUGAAGAUGAUUCUUCUGAUGAGGAUGAAGAUGUAUCUAGCCCAGUGCAAACACCAAAGCCAAAAAAUUCAGGCUUCAGUGAUAAAGAUAAAUCAAGUCCUGUACACACACCAAAGCCAAAAAAUUCAGGUUUCAUUGAUAAAGAUAAAUCAAGUCCUGUACACACACCAAAGCCAAAAAAUUCAGGUUUCAUUGAUAAAGAUAAAUCAAGUCCUGUACACACACCAAAGCCAAAAAAUUCAGGUUUCAUUGAUAAAGAUAAAUCAAGUCCUGUACACACACCAAAGCCAACAAAUUUAGGCUUAACGGAUGAAGAAGAUUCUUCUGAUGAGGAUGAAGAUGUAUCUAGCCCAGUGCACACAUCAAAUCCAAAAAAUUCAAGCACCAGUGAAGAUAAAUCAAGUCCUGUACACAUACAGAAGCCAAAAAAUUCAAAUGCCAUUGAUAAAGAUAAAUCAAGUCCCAUACUUACAUUGAAGCCAAAAAAUCCAGGUGUAAGUGAUGAACAUGACUCUUCUGAUGAGGAUGAAGAUAUAUCUAGCCCAGUGCGCACUUCAAAUCCAAGAAAUUCAGGCUUCAGUGAUAAAGAUGAAUCAAGUCCUGUACGCACACCAAAGCCAAAAAAUUCAGGCCUCAAGGAUGAAAAGGAAUCAAGUCCUGCACCCACACCAAAGCCAGCAAAUUCAGGCCUCAGUGAUGAAAAGGAAUCAAGUCCUAUAUGCACACCAAAGCCAACAAAUUUAGGCCUCAGGGAUGAAAAGGAAUCAAGUCCCGUAUGCACAUUAAAGCCAAAAAGUUCAGGCUUCAUGGAUGAAAACGAAUUUAGUCCUGUCCCCACACCAAAGCCAACAAAUUUAGGCCUCAGGGAUGAAAAGGAAUCAAGUCCUGUAUGCACAUUAAAGCCAAAAAGUUCAGGCUUCAGGGAUGAAAAGGAAUUUAGUCCUGUCCCCACACCAAAGCCAACAAAUUUAAGCCUCAGGGAUGAAAAGAAAUCAAGUCCUAUAUGCACAUUAAAGCCAAAAAGUUCAGGCUUCAGGGAUGAAAACGAAUUUAGUCCUGUCCCCACACCAAAGCCAACAAAUUUAGGCCUCAGGGAUGAAAAGGAAUCAAGUCCUGUAUGCACAUUAAAGCCAAAAAGUUCAGGCUUCAGGGAUGAAAUGGAAUCAAGUCCUGUAUGCACACCAAAGCCAAGAAAUUCAGGCUUCAGUGAUGGUGAAUCAAGUCCUGUACUCACAUCACGGCCUAGGCCAGACAUUGAAAAAGAUAGUAGUUCUGAGGAUAGUGACAGUGAAAGUGAAAACACCAUCACGAAUGCCGAAGAUGAUGAGAACUGGGAAGACAACAUUAAACAGGUUGAUGCUGGUCUGGCACAGACAUCGUUAACUGAUGUUUUCAAAUUUGCAGAGGUUUAUGACAUUCUUUCACCGCUGUCUAAUGAAACUCCAUCUGUAAUAGAACCUGAUGAUUGGUGCAAUGAAGAUGUGCAUCCUUCCACUCCGGUGCCGAACAAUGACUUUAUGCCAGUUACAGAGCCCCUAAAGCAGAAAAAAUCAGCUUCCUCAAAACUUGACUUGACAAACAAAGUCUAUAAAAGUAAAGAGUUUGUAUCCUCGUCAAGCUCUUCAGAUGAAAGUGACGAUUUUGAUCUACAGCACAGACAUCAACGCCUUAAAAGGAAAGUUGCUAGUGAUACAAAAGAUUCUGGUACUAAUGUUCUCAAAGAAAUAGUUGCUAGUGCUCCAAAAGAUACUGGUACUAAUGUUCUCAAAGAAAUAGUUGCUAGUGCUCCAAAAGAUACUGGUACUAAUGUUCUCAAAGAAAGAGUAGCUAGUGAUGCUAAAGAUUCUGGUACUAAUGUUCUCAAAGAAAUAGUUGCUAGUGCUCCAAAAGAUAUUGGUACUAUUGUUCCCAAAGAAAGAGUAGCUAGUGAUGCUAAAGAUUCUGGUACUAAUGUUCUCAAAGAAAGAGUAGCUAGUGAUGCUAAAGAUUCUGGUACUAAUGUUCUGAAAGAAAUAGUUGCUAGUGAUGCUAAAGAUUCUGGUACUAUUUUUCCCAAAGAAAAAGUUGCUAGUGCUCCAAAAGAUAUUGAUACUAUUGUUUCCAAAGAAAGAGUAGCUAGUGAUGCUAAAGAUACUGGUACUAAUAUUCUCAAAGAAAUAGUUGCUAGUGAUGCUAAAGAUACUGGUACUAAUGUUCUCAAAGAAAUAGUUGCUAGUGCUCCAAAAGGUACUGGUACUAAUGUUCUCAAAGAAAGUGGUGCUAGUGCUCCUAAAAAGAUCAAGUUGUCUAAACCUGAAUGUUUCGAUCUAGAUCCCAAAGCAACAUUGAACACUUUGUCUGAUUACUCUGUGAAGAAUACAAAUGUUUGUCCUGCACUUGCAAAGAACAGCAGCAAAUCCUUAGUGGUCUCUGACUCUGUGCUUAAAGCUGACCCAGUCAACUCACAUGUAAACCAGAUGUCUGUGCUCAAAACUGACCCUGUCAACUCACAUGUAAACCAGAUGUCAGUGCUCAAAGCUGACCCAGUCAACUCACAUGUAAACCAGAUGUCUGUACUCAAAGCUGACCCUGUCAACUCACAUGUAAACCAGAUGUCUGUACUCAAAGCUGACCCUGUCAACUCUCAUGUAAACCAGAUGUCUGUGCUCAAAACUGGUUCAGUCAACUCACAUGUAAACCAGAUGUCUGUACUCAAAGCUGACCCUGUCAACUCACAUGUAAACCAGAUGUCUAUGCUCAAAGCUGACCCAGUCAACUCACAUGUAAACCAGAUGUCUGUGCUCAAAGCUGACCCAGUCUCCAACAAACUUCCAGUUGGUAAAAAGAGAAAACUCACAUUUGAUUGGUCGUCCAUCUCAUUGACCCACAUCUUCAACUUUUUCACCAUUCCCCGACCUAUUUCACCACUUCCCUCCUCUCCCAUUGGUAAUGAAGAUAGCUGUGACUCUCUUGUGAAAUUUGACUCGGCCACUCCAACUAAUGUUAUCCGAGUCACUCCCAAGGCACAUCCUCAGCCUAGCACUCCAGCUGAUGUCCCACGAAUCAAUCUUGCGGCACGACUACAGCCUGGUAAUGUGAAAACCAAGGUCGAUAGUUUAUCCCACCAGAUCAUGGAGGCCAGGUCCAUUUUGGCCAAAAGGAAGGCGUCCAUACUCAUCAAACCCCAGGCAACCAGCUCUGCAUUUAAGACAGCCAAAUGUAAAGCAGAAUCAGCCAGCGAGACAUCAGACAAGCCUACGGGCCUGAAUACAGAGGAGAGAGGACCAGGCACAGGGCAUACGACGGUAAAGAGAAGGAUUCAAGACACAAGUAAUGUCACAGCACAGGAUACAAUUCGAGGCAAGGACAAGACGAAACAAACAAAACAAGACACAAUUAAGGACACGAUGAAGGAUGCAAGUCAAGACACUAUGAAAGACACAUUGAAGGAUGCCAGACAAGGGUUCAUGAAAGACACACUGAAGAAUACCAAACAAGACACAGUGAAGGAUAAAAAACAAGAAACAGUGAAGGUUACAAAACAAGACACUGUUAAGUGUACAAGACAAGACACUAUAAAAGACACAGUGAAUGAUACAAGACAAGACACUAUAAAAGACACAGUAAAGGAUACAAGACAAGACACUAUAAAAGACACAGUGAAGGAUAAAAAAGGAAACGCACUGAAAGACAUUUGGACUGCAAUAUUCAGCAGGAAAACCAAGUCAUCAGACAUUUUGUCCUUAUGUUCUUUGUUCACUCAGCAAUGUAAAGAUGCAGGUGAUCUGGACCAAGCAAGGAUUCUACUCUACAAGAUUGCCUGGUGUGGUUACCUUGACCUGGCUGGCUCAUUGCUGGCCAUUAUUGAACAGUGGCCUGCUGUCCUGACCUCAUCCUCCAUUUUUAGUGUCAUUAAAUUUAUCACACAUGACAAGUUGAAGGCAGAACCAGAGAGACUGAAACAGUUAGAAUACACAUUCGAAGGUUUGUACGAUUGGCGUAAGAUAAAAGUGGUCCAGACAGCUGAAGCUCUUUUAAAGUCAUUUCAAGAAAAGUUGAUGGCAACUGUAAAACUGGGAGACAGAGAUAAAGUCCAUGAACUAAGCCUGGCCAUGGAACUCCUGCUGGCCCACAAGGGAGAUAAAUGGUCUGAAGAUCAAUUUAUCAAAAGACUCAUUGUGUCUUCAACCAUGAAGUUUGUGGACAACAAGACAGCAGAGGAGACUGCAGCCAAGUCUGCAGUAGUGUCUUGUCUUCUGAAUAUAUUUAUAUCCGUCCAGAGGAUUCAAGCUUGUUCUCCAAAUACAGUUUCCAUUCUGGUCAGCCAAGUCUUGACUAAACUUAUACAUAAACAGUCUGAGGACAUGUCCCUGGAACUGUCUGUGGUGGAAGCAUUAAUAAGAGCAUCUCCGUACUGCCCAGUCAAGUGUCUAGAUCUAAUGAGGAAAUGGCAGGACACAAACAAGGGGAGAAUACCAGCGCACACCUUCAGUAAAUUACAGUUCGUCAGGUCAACGUUGAGCAAGAUGGUCCCUGGAAAGAAUAUAUGCAAAUCUUAGGUUAAGAAAGCUGUAAAUUAUAAUUUUAGGACUCUGGCAUUUGUCGCUAGUUAAAGGUUUUGAUAAGCAGUUUUUGUUACUGUGUAACAGUGUUGGAUAAAUGUGUUCUUGCUAUCAACUAACAUUUCAAAAUGUCAUAGCACUACAUAUUCUCAUUGAAAGAGCUGUGAAUCUGGGCUCAUAUUCUGACCUGACUUUGCUAUAAGGAAGGCAAAUCUGCCUUUCUAUUUUAAUUCUGAAGUAAACCAAUACUCUUGUGUCAAUCAGAAUCUCUAGUUCAAACCAUAUGUGUACAGCCUACUAUGUCUGCUUUCAGAUUUGGACUCUAGGAAUGUUUUCAAAUACUAGUUCCAAUCACCAGAUAACUUGGUAGCCACGAACUGGGCAACUAGCUUCAAUUUUAUCCAAAUAAAUCGCUCACAUUAAUACAAUUUUCUACAUUGUAUGUUGUGUUUUUGUUUUGUUAAUUGUAAUUGUUUUUUUUUUAAGGGGGUGGGGGGUUGUUCCAAUAAUUUGAAACUUAAAGGUCUAUUUCAAAGUGAUGCUGGAAAUUGCAAUAGAGUUAGAGUCUUUUGCUUUAGCAGCAAUAUUUUGAGCAUUCACUGACAAACAUCUUUGUCAGCCAAAUUUUUUGCCAUUAUCUGGGAACUCAUGGAGUGAGACUUGACAGUCUGUUACACUUAAGUUCAAUAUCUUUUAAAGGGACAAAUAUCUUUGUAAAUACAUAUUGAAGAUUCGCAGAGAACCUCCAUUCCAAGAGCAUCUUGUCUAGGUAAAGGUCACCUCAAAUUUACUUAAUCGAUUAAGUAAAAUUAGCAUAAGAUAAAAAAUAAUAUGAGUGCAGUGAAUUUGGAUACUAUUUUAUUCUGUGCCAAGGGCUGAAACUGUACAGAAUUGAUUAGUAAUAUGUCUGGCUGUAGAAUGUAAAUGGUUCAUUUUGUGUUGUUUAAACUCUGGACCCAUAAUGCUCACAAAUUGGGACCAGAAGUUUGGCUUUUAAAAACAUGAAUAAAAAGCCAAACAAACAAACUGUGUGCUUCCCCAGCCUUAGGUCCCCCCCCAUGAAGAACAAAGUUAAAUGCCUAGCCUAAAAUGCUUCGUUGCCUUUGUCUAUGCAAUGGCCAUGAGUGUGAGUUGCAGAUCCAAUAAUGUGUCACUUUGUUAAGUCUAUGCUCAAUUUAUUUAUUAGUAUUGUUUCAUGUGUGGUGUGUCCAGUAGAGCACCAAUGCAUGUUGAUGAUGUGCCCAAUGGAGCACGCCUAAUAGGAUGAUGUAUUAAAUGUAAAAUCUUUGUAUAUCUUUGAUAUUUUGUAUUUCUAUUAUAGCAAUGGACUCCCAGGCAGGGUGUAUGUCUAACAUGCAAUGGUUAAUAUCACUGUAGUUUCAAUUGUUUUCUGAUUGGUCUAGAACUGUGUGAUGACCAGUUCAUAUUGCUUUUAGUUUUCUGUUGAUGUUUCAUACUUUUGUUUUUAAUUCUCAGAAAUGUUUUUAUGUAGCACAGACUUCAACCAAUGUUCAUUGUUCACUUUGUCACAUAAUAAAGAG
Molecule: messenger RNA, 7990 nt
Organism: Biomphalaria glabrata
Lineage: Eukaryota; Metazoa; Mollusca; Gastropoda; Planorbidae
Product: mucin-17-like
Exons: 22
Coding region: 114-6446 (2110 amino acids)
Source: RefSeq, a predicted model, not a curated record